AUGGAUACGUUCUGUUCGUUUUCAGUUGAAUUAACAUUACCCACUAUUCAAUCCACCAUACCACUGAGAGUUGCUGAUAUUGAUACUACCACCUCUAGUAACAAUAGCAAUAGUAGAACUAAUAUUUGGUUAUAUUUCAAAGCAACAAAAGAUUGGUUUGUGUAUAAUAAGCAAACUGAAACACUAGAAUCUUACUCUCCUCAAUUUAUUUAUAACCAACUCGAAUCUAUGGAACUUGGACACAAUGGUACGAUUUUGAAUGAUUGCUCUGUAGCUAUAUUUUUUACUGGAAGUACUACGACGACAGUCGAACGCGAGAUGUUAAUUGAAGCCGGUAAAUUAUCUCAAUUGUUGAUGGAUGAAGGAAUCAAAACAACAUAUGAUAUUGGUAUCUGUCCAAUUGGAACUGGUUAUUUUAUAGAGCAUGUUAAUAAAUCGUUUUCAUUAUUGACGCCACCAUUAUCGCUACAACAGCAGCAAGAGCCACAACAAGUUCUACAUACACUUUUACUUGGUAGAGUAAGCAUGAAACAGAAAUAUGAUCGUAAUCCAUCGGAAAUAAACAGGCUGAAGGAAAGACAACUCCUGCAUAAAUAUCUAUCAGCAUUUUUACCUGAUUACAUGAUACCGAAACACUUUCUUCUAAUUGAAAUAGCGCCAUUGAAUCCAAAUGGAAAAGUGGAUCGUAAACAACUGGCUGAGAUAUUUAAAAGUCAAUAUACAGAGAACAAGGGUUCAGCUCAUGAUGAACAGGAACAAUUCAUGGAACCAAGAACACUUUUAGAAAGAAAAGUGUAUCAGAUUUGGCAAGGUGUGCUAAGGCCUGCAUCGUUUGCUCAGGAGCGAAUUUGGUAUGACACUAAAAUUCGAUUCAAUGAAGAGGAUUAUCAAACUGCAAUAUAUAAUGAACUACUUGUGAUACAAGUAGAAACAGGCAAUGUCUCAAUUAAUCGUUUAAAAUGUGCAAUUAAUGAAGUAAUUCGCAAACAUACUGUAUUACGGACGGCGAUCAUGUAUGAUCCUAACGAAGAACGCUUGAAACAGUACAUUAAACCGAUGCCGUCUCUACCAACAACAUCUACUGAUUUAUUUUCAUUUGAUGUGACGCAUACUUCAUCAGAUGAAAAAGAAAUCAAUCACAUUUUGGCAGAAGAGCAAACAAAUAUUUCAUCACUCAGCGUACUCGAUGGUAUUCUUUUACGCUGCCAUCUCAUUCGAGUACACGAGAACUCAUCGGCUUUCAAAAAUGAACCAAAUGUUGAAUCCAUUUCAGAUAUCUUGAGAAUAAACGAUAUAAUUCUAUUUAUUUUUCAUCAUGUAGCUUUUGAUGCUAGCUCAGCUGAAAUAUUCUUAAACGAUCUUUAUCUAGCCUAUGAAUUAGAUGGUCAGUAUCUCUCUCCUCUGGCUCUACAAUAUAUUGAUUUUUCGCAAUAUGAACGUGAUCUUGACAUGUCUGUUUCAAAAGAUUAUUGGAGAAGACAGAUGUUAAAUAUUAAAAACAUAAAUCCAAUUGAAUUACCUUAUGAUCACAAGCAUGAACUUCAGCGAACCCGAACCGGCAAAGGUUCUUCUGUUCAAAUCAAUCUGCAAUCAACAUUAAUUAAUCAAAUGUUGCGCUAUGCUGAAGAAAGAAAAGUAACACUGUUUCAACUUAUUCUAGCCAUUUACUACGCUUAUCUAUCGAAAUUAAUCGGUGCCAAUCACAUUUGUGUGGGUGGAGUUACUGCAAAUCGUUAUAAACCUGAAUUACAGUCAUUGAUAGGAAUGUUUGUUAAUACAAUACCAUAUUGUUUAAAAUUUGAGCCAUCUUCGAUGUCAUUUGAUAACCUGCUCAGUGAAGUACAACAAUUGUGUUUUGAUACAAUACCACAUACACAUUUUCCUUACCAAGAAAUCAGCCGUUUAUAUAGCCAACAACAAACAGAAGAUAAACAAAGCAAUACACUAAAUGAAUUGAUACAAUCAUUUCUUCAAGUUGAACAUGCAGGCAUACCGAAACACCAAAAUGGUGCUUGGUGGACGAGCAAAUCGAUACAAACAGAAGCUUUGAAAGGAAAAGAGAUAGCAACUGCAGUAACCAAAUUCAAUUUAAAUUUGAGAGCGGAAUACAAUGCUACAAAACAUCUUUCGAUGAACUUUCUGUAUUCUACAGACUUGUUCGAACACAGUACAAUACAAAUUAUGUCUGAACGUUUUCAUUUGCUCAUACAACAGUUAUUUUCUACUACAUUCAAUAGAGAAAAACAGCCAAUCUGUGAAUUAUCAAUCCUCUUACCAAAUGAAAUAAAAAUGUUAAAAGAAUUAAAUGAUACACAUGUCAAUUUAAGUGGCCGUAAUCUAAAACCAAUAAACGAGCAAUUCUUUGAUCGUACUAAUGAAUAUUUGCAAAAGCUUGCCGUUAUCUUGGAUGAGCAGUCUCUUACAUAUGGAGAAAUUUUGUACUUUGUACAACAGCUGUCCUCGUAUCUUAUCGUUGAAUGCGAUGUGAAAGUUGGAGAUAUAAUCUGUCAAUGUGUUGAAAGAUCGAUUGAAAUGGUUCUUGGUAUUCUAUCCAUCCUAGUGUGUGGAGCUAUCUACUGUCCGCUGAAUCCACAGGAUCCUAUAAACCGUGUUUCCCUGCUAAUGAACGAAGUAGAAGCUAAAUUAUUACUUUUACAUCAGAAAACAAGCGAUUUAUUUGUUAACUCUGAUCAGCAAUGUAUUACUUUACUCAAUAUAGAAACUAUUAUUUCAGAACAACAUAUGCAACACUUUGAAUCGUACGCUCAUAUUAUACCACAAGUGAACGUAACAAUGUCGAAUAUUGCGUAUAUUAUUUUUACGUCAGGCUCAACAGGAGUUCCAAAACCGCUGGCAGCUCACUUUCAUGCACUAUUUUGUAUGCUUGCCGAAGAUGAUUAG
This is a messenger RNA of Rotaria sp. Silwood2, 2901 nucleotides long. Lineage: Eukaryota; Metazoa; Rotifera; Eurotatoria; Philodinida; Philodinidae. The record is from the annotation of a GenBank genome assembly.